AUACAAAUACUUCCAGUACUUACGGGGAUCAUUCGAUGCACUAUGAAAAUGGGUACGGACUGAAUCAAUACGAACAAAGUCAGCAUGGACAAAACUCGAUAUACCACAACUCAUGGUACAGUUCGAACUCCGGUAUCGAGAACGGACAUCAACAGCUCCAAUCCCAGAAUCCUAGCCAGCAGCCUACGGUGAUGUCCCAGCAUCACGAGAACGAGGCGCCUCCUCCAUAUUCUUUGGAGGCUGAAGCAGCGGCUACUACUUUGAUGCAGCUAAUACAAGCAAGUCAAGAAUCACGAAGUCCGACCAUCUUCGAACCACAACCUCAGCGACCACAAGUCUGGGAUGGCGUUCAUGAAUCAUUCCAGUGCCAAGCAGAUUCAAGUCUACCUCCACCCCCAGACUCUCUAGAUGAAAAUCUGGACAAAGAAAUAGAAAGGUGGACUCGAGAGCCGCUUGAAGAUGUUCGCUACAUGGAACCGCCGGAGGUAGCUCUGCGAGAUUCACGUCGGAUCGAAUUUGAUCGUACAAUGCGUCGGGUUAGGGAAGAAAUACAAGCAAAUAGGCGAAGCGUUGAACUCCAUCGCCGGAGACAGAAUGGUCAGGUCGACAUCAUGCGAGUGGACAGUCUAAUGAACUAACUUGGUUCUCGAGACCACGAGAUUCUCGAAUCUUUUAUCAAACCCUGAGCCCUCAACUUCAGGAGUAAUCACUUCCGACCAGACGAGCUUUAGACCGUCAUAUGCGCAAAUUGCGCGGCAACCGUAUGUUGAAAUUCGAGUCAAUGGAGCUUCAACCGCUACUCAUUUCUUGUAAGGCAUUCGAAUGGAGUCGACUCAAGUUAUAGCAACCUAAAUUUGGGACCGAGAUGUGAGAGCUUAUUGAACAAGCUAACAGAUCAUAACCCGAGUUCCGGGGUGUUUAAAGCCCUCAACAAUUCACAGAAUCUAAUCAAUGGCGCCUGAAGCGUCUGAAGACGCC
Messenger RNA from Mollisia scopiformis, 978 nucleotides. RefSeq lists its product as uncharacterized. The annotation marks the transcript as partial. NCBI's taxonomy places the organism in Eukaryota, Fungi, Ascomycota, Leotiomycetes, Helotiales, Mollisiaceae. The record is from RefSeq and is a predicted model, not a curated record. The transcript has a single exon.